This is a messenger RNA of Orcinus orca (killer whale), 2086 nucleotides long. RefSeq names its product transcription factor-like 5 protein. Lineage: Eukaryota; Metazoa; Chordata; Mammalia; Artiodactyla; Delphinidae. Gene Ontology annotation, biological process: regulation of DNA-templated transcription; spermatogenesis. Gene Ontology annotation, molecular function: protein dimerization activity; RNA polymerase II cis-regulatory region sequence-specific DNA binding; DNA-binding transcription factor activity, RNA polymerase II-specific. The record is from RefSeq and is a predicted model, not a curated record. Gene Ontology annotation, cellular component: nucleus.
GGCCUAGCCCCGCCGGCCCGCCUGCGCGCCCCACGCCGUUGGCGCCGGCAUGUCGGGCCCCGGACAGCCGGAGCCGCCGCAGGCGGGCGGGCCGGCGGGCCCCGAGAGCGCGGACGCGGCGCUGGGCGAGGCGGGGCUGAGUUUCACGACCACCGACCUGAGCCUUGUGGAGAUGACCGAGAUCGAGUACACGCAGCUGCAGCACAUCCUCUACUCGCACAUGGAGGCGGCGGCGGCCGACGGCGAGCUCGAGACGCGCCUCAACUCGGCCCUCCUGGCGCGGAAGGCGGGGGUCUUCGCGGCGGCCGGGGGCGCGGCGGUGGGGGGCGCGGCGGCGGGGGGCGCGCCGCCCGUGUACCCGGUCCUGUGCCCGCCUGCGCUGGCCGAUGGCGGCUUCGCGGGCACCAACCAGUGCCUGGGCCACAUCGACUUCCAGGAGCUGCGCAUGAUGCUGCUGAGCGAGGCAGGCGCGCUCCCCGCCGCCGAGAAGACGCCGGGCGCCGACGGCCCGAGCGCCGGCGCACGCCGGCCCAAGGUGCCCGACGGCGCCGGCAAGGAGAACGUGGAGGGCGCGCCCGAGGCGCGGGCCAAGUCGGCCGUGCGCGUCCGCCUGGAGGACCACUUCAACAGCAUCCCAGCCGAGCCCGCGCCAGCCCCGCGCGGCGCGGAUCCCACCGAGCCCGGCAUGGCGCUCAACAAUUUGGUAACUCUUAUUCGCCAUCCAUCCGAAUUAAUGAAUGUUCCUCUUCAUCAGCAACAAAACAAAUGUACAACAUUAGUGAAAAAUAAAACUGCUGCUGCAACUACUGCUCUGCAAUUUACAUACCCUCUGUUUACUGCAAAUAGUUGCUCUACUAGUGGAAAUUCUAAUCUUUCACAAACACAGAGUUCUAGUAACUCAUGUUCUGUACUUGAAGCUACCAAGCAUCCAAGUUUGCCUGAGCAGGUUUGGAUUAAAGUAGGAGAAGCACUAUGUAAACAAGCAAUAAGUAAGAGGAGUCGGAGUAGGGUACGUCAGUUGGACACAAACAUAGAACGAAGAGCCCUUGGAGAGCUCCAGAAUGUGGGUGAAGGCUCCACAGCAGCGCAGGGUGCUUGGCAAUCGGUGGAGUCGUCCCAGGCCACCCUCGGGGAGCAGACCCAGAGCGGGCCCCAGCGGGGCAGGUCCCAGCGCAGGGAGAGGCACAACCGCAUGGAAAGAGAUAGAAGGCGCAGAAUCCGCAUUUGUUGUGAUGAGUUGAAUCUUUUAGUCCCGUUCUGCAACGCCGAGACCGAUAAGGCAACGACUCUGCAGUGGACCACAGCGUUCCUGAAAUAUAUUCAGGAAAGACAUGGAGAUUCUCUUAAAAAGGAAUUUGAGAGUGUAUUUUGCGGUAAAACUGGCUGAAGGCUAAAGUAGACCAGACCAGACUCCUUGGUGAUGUGUCCCACACAGGAGAGUACCGAGUAGCCCAGCUAUGGAGAUCAAGUGACUGGAUGUGAACACUAAUGCCUGGGAAGUAAACGGCUGUUCCUUCGUGACCCAUAAACAUUUCCUAGGACCCUGGAACUCAGCUCUGAUAGUCUAACUCUAAAGGAACAUGAUUCAGCUGAUGGGACUCCAGUGGGGACUUUGAAAGCACAUUUUGUAAAAAUAUUUAUCUAAAACAAAAUGCUUACCGAUUAAUGUCCUCUUAGACCAUUUGGGGAGGAAGACAUCUUGACAAUUAGUAAGUAAUUUUUCAAUUAUCUGUCUGAUUCCAUCAUGUUUUCUUAACAUGAUAACUUGAAAAAUUAACAUCCUUUGUAAUUUCUUUAGUCUUAGAAGGUACAUUGCUUUUUACUUACUUUAUUUACAUUUUAAAUAAGCCCCCUUAGCAACUAGAACAAGUUAAAUUGUUCUUAACUAUAAGUAGUUUGGACAUUUUAUUUCAUUUGUUUAUCGCUUCCCCUUGUAAUGAUUUCUAGCUGCAUAGAACUGUAUUGCAAAAUGCAGUCCUAUUUUAAACCUUUCUGCUAGAAAUUUUCCAGAGAUCUCCUUUAAAGGUACUUUUGUCCAUAAAUGAAAUAUUGUCACAGUAGAUUGCUUCAAUGCCCUCAUUUUCAU